AUGAAUACAAACUUAUUAUUUAUACCAUUAAAACAAUCUAGUGUAUUGGAUUUAGGUGAAGAGUUGAGACAAGUUAUCAACAACCACUAUUUUCAACCAGCAUCUUCUUUCAAUUCUGAUUUAGUUUACAUAACUGAUUUGCGUAAUCAAGUUGCCCAAAUCAAGAACAUUAAUAAUGAACUUGGGAAAACUAGUCAAGAUGAUUCAAUUUUAUUACAAUAUUUGCAAGUUUUAGGCAAUUUACAAAAAAAGUUUUCUGACGAUUGUAUUGAAUUUGCUUGGUUUGACACUUUGACUUAUGGUCCCCGUGGACCUUACCGAUACCGUUCAUUAAAAAUUGAGAAACUUAAUGUGAUCUUUCAAAUUGGGUGCUUGUAUUCUCAAGUAGCUAUUUCAGAACUGAGACAUACUGAUAUAGGGCUCAAAAGAGCUUGUCGUUAUUUUCAAUUAUCGGCAGGGUGUUUUAUGUCUAUUAAUAAGUUUUUGAUUCUGAUGACAGCAAAUACAAACAAUCCAUUGAUAUUACUGAUCCCUCCUAGUAUGGAAUCGUCUACUGUGCAAUGCCUAGAAUAUUUAAUGUUGGCACAGGCACAGGAAACAAUUUGGCAAAAGGCUAUUAAUAGCGACUCCAUGAAAGAUUCUGUUGUUGCAAGACUAUCUAUCCAAGCUUCUGAAUAUUACUCAAAAGCUUUAGAUUAUGGUAACUCAUCAGAUCUCAUUAAAUUGGAAUGGAUCAAUCACAUAAAAGUGAAAAAAUUUCAUUUUUUGGCAGCAGCCCAUUUAAGAUCGAGCACUAUUGCAGCUGAUGCAUUUCAAUAUGGAGAACAAGUGGCUCAUUUACGUGUGGCAUCUCAGGCUGUCGAUAAAGCAUUGAAAAGUAAAAAAUAUGUUAGCAAUUUAGUAUUGGAAGACUUGCAGGGCCUAGCAGACGUCAUAAAGGUCAGACUAAGGACAGCUGAAAAAGAUAAUGAUUUGGUGUAUUUAAAAAUAGUGCCUCAAGAGAAGGAAUUGAAACCUAUUAUUGGUGUCUCAAUGGUAAAGUCAAUUGUUCCAGAAGAGUUUGAAAAGCCAGAAUCAAAUAUUGAGAUAUUUAAAGAGCUUUUGCCAUAUGUAAUUAUACAUGUUGCCCAAGCAAUGAGAGAAAGACAGGAUGAAUAUAUACAAACAAAGAUUGUUACCCCUAUUCAGGGUUUAAAUAAUAUGCUUGUCAAAUUUCUAAUAGAACGCGAUUUACCUGCUUCGAUCGAUUCAAUUCAACAACCCGAGAAUAUUCCUGAUUCCGUGGUCCGUCAUUCCCAGGAGAUCUUGAAGAUUGGUGGCAUUGAUUUUAUUGAGAAAGCUUUCAAAGAGUUGGACAAAUUAAAAAUUGAAUGUAAUCAUUUGUUGCAAGAGUGUCAAACACGAAUCGAAUUGGACAGGAGUGAAGAUGAAAUGCUUAGAAGAAAGCAAGGUUCUGAAAGAUGGAGCCGCGAAUCGACUAACGAUGCAGCACAAGAGUUAAUUGAAAAAAUAGAUAAAAUGAAACAAUAUUUGCAACAAGCCAACAACGGAGAUAGUUUUGUUUUAGAAAAAUUUCAUGAUAUCAAACCGGCAUUGGAGGUCUAUUCCAGUGGAUACAGGGCUUUGUCGCAGUAUAUCCCAAGUUCUCAAUAUAUUGAAUUGCCCGAUCGAUUACUGAUAGUGAUUAGUGAUUUAAGAAAUUGUUUAGCCAAGGCAGAUAUUCUUGAAUCUGAAAGAAAAGAGUUUUUACAAAAUGUGGAACUCAAGGGUAGGGACAAUAACAUAUUACCAAAACUAAUAUCUGAGUACAACUCGAAUCGUUCCAAAUAUCAAACUGCAAAUGGUGAAUUUAAUUUGAAUGCAUUUGAAAAUGUCUAUGAGAAACAUAUGAAAUUGUUUGAUUCGGACAUUAGGUAUAUUGCAACAACAAGAAACUUGCAGAUGACUAUAGAACAUGAAAUCGAUUUAAUUAACCAAAACUUUGUCCAGGAAUUUAAAUUGUUGCAGAAUUCUUCUAAUGAUAAACGUCAGAAAGUACUUCAGUAUUUGGAAACGGCUUAUGAGAAAUUUUUGGAAAUCAUCAACAAUUUAACAGAGGGAUCUAAAUUUUACACUGAUUUUAUUGAGAAAGGAGGUGCAGUUUUGCAAGAGUGUGAAGAAUAUUUGUAUAGGCGAAGAGUUGAGAGUCGAGACUUAGAAUUGGCCAUUAAUAACUCGUUUCAGCAACAGCAAGCACAAACACAAAAUGAACAAAUGAGUGUUCCUAAAAGCUAUAACAAUGAUAAGUUGGUAUCACCUAAAACAAGUAAACCUGGUUUAUGGAACCCCAACUCUGACAUUCGAUUUAGUUAG
Molecule: messenger RNA, 2352 nt
Organism: Candida dubliniensis CD36
Lineage: Eukaryota; Fungi; Ascomycota; Pichiomycetes; Serinales; Debaryomycetaceae
Gene: RIM20
Product: Rim20p
Exons: 1
Coding region: 1-2352 (783 amino acids)
Cellular component (GO): endosome
Molecular function (GO): protein binding
Source: RefSeq, a predicted model, not a curated record